Molecule: messenger RNA, 3381 nt
Organism: Scatophagus argus
Lineage: Eukaryota; Metazoa; Chordata; Actinopteri; Scatophagidae
Gene: rad54b
Product: RAD54 homolog B
Exons: 16
Coding region: 214-3045 (943 amino acids)
Biological process (GO): double-strand break repair via homologous recombination; reciprocal meiotic recombination
Cellular component (GO): nucleus
Molecular function (GO): ATP-dependent chromatin remodeler activity; ATP binding; DNA translocase activity
Source: RefSeq, a predicted model, not a curated record
AGAUAGAAACCAAGCACACCUCGCUAGCUGGGACCACGCCCACUGCAGAGGUUCAACCAAUCACGUUCUUCAAACCAUUCAGCGGGAGAAACUGAACGGAAUCGAGAGUUUUUGUCAAGAAGACAAGACCAGACAAUUAUUUAGGAACCGAGUGAUAGUUUCUCAUCUUAAAUGUUUUCACUCAGCUUUUAGUUCUUCCGGGAGAUAAACAGAAUGCGGCGAUCAGGAGCUCCCAGCCAGCUCUUGGGUAAUGCUGUGAAAAAGCCUCGGUUUGUGCCUCCUGCUGCAUCUACAUCGCAUCCUGUGGCCGAAUCCAAGCCCCUUAUGCCUAAUGUUGGUUUAGACAAUGCACUAGAAAAGGUCCAGAGAAGUCUAUCAACACCAGCUCCAAGUAAAGCAAAGUAUGAUGUGAAGCCCAGAGCUGCCCAGGCUGCUCCGUCUUUGUCAAAGGCUCUUGCUCGUGUUCUCAGUGCAGUGGAAAGUAAGGAAAAUGAAGCCGAAUCAGAACAUCCCAACCCUGGCUUGGAAGAAUACACAAAGGACAACAGACCAGCAGGAGUGGACGGUUACCCUCAGUUGCCUGUCGAGUCUUGUGAGACCCCUCAGUCUUCAGUGGGACCAGCUGGUGUCUCUGGAGCUGCUGACUCAGACACUGGCUGCAGUCAAGAUGGAGCGCGUUACUUCAGUGUGGUGUGGUGUAAGGCCAGUAAGAAGAAACACAAGCGCUGGGAGGGCGAUGCGGUCCUGAUUACAAGAGGGCGCACAGCCACACUGAAAGAUAUGGAGGGCAAGGACAUUGGCAAGGGAAGUGGCUACAAGGUGUCCGUGCUGGCCUCCCUGUCCGAGGGAGAGACCCUAAUGAUUGGAGGCAAAGAGGUGGAGGUAAUGGGGGUGAUUUCUGCAGAAGACUUUGCCAGGGGACGCUGUUUUCAAGAGGUCCAAGUAGAGACAGAGGAGUCACACGCAAAGUCACCUCCACCCUCCUCUCGUCGUUUGGCGUCCAAACCUUUCUGUCCCCCAACAAUGCUGGGGAGAGCAGAUCAUACAGUCUCCAACCCAGAGGAGGAGCAAACCUGCAGACCUCGCCAUGACCCGCUGGCUCCAGGUGCACUGGUGAUGCCUCGUCCUUCUCCUAACCACCAGUGGUCUAAUAACAAAUCGGGGCUUCCUGUGGUUGAUGUUGUUGUUGACCCUUACCUCACCUCUCACCUUCGACCCCACCAGAGAGAUGGCCUGCUUUUUCUUUAUGAGUGUGUCAUGGGCAUGAGAGCUGUGGGUCGCUGUGGGGCUAUCCUGGCUGACGAGAUGGGUUUGGGGAAGACACUCCAGAGCGUGGCGCUGUCCUGGACGUUGCUUAAACAAGGUCCGUAUGGUGGGAAACCAGUCGCUAAGCGUGUCCUUGUGGUCACCCCUGGCAGCCUCGUGCAGAACUGGGGGGCAGAGUUUAAGAAGUGGCUGGGCCGUGAGCGGAUCAACGUUUUCACUGUGGAUCAGGACCACAGGAUAGAGCAGUUUGUGUUGUCCCCUCUGCACAGUGUUCUCGUGAUCAGCUAUGAAAUGCUGCUGCGCUGCCUGGAGCAGGUACAAAAAGUGGAGUUUGGUCUUAUAAUUUGCGAUGAGGGACACAGAUUAAAGAACAGUAGCAUCAAAACGUCUUCAGCGCUCAGCAGCCUCAGCUGUAACCGCAGAGUCAUACUAACAGGCACCCCAGUACAGAAUGACCUGCAGGAGUUCUAUGCUAUCAUAGAAUUUGUUAACCCCGGGAUUCUCGGAUCGUCUACUGCGUAUAGGAAAGUGUAUGAAGAGCCCAUUCUGCACUCCAGACAGCCUUCCUGCACAGAGGAGGAGAAGGUUUUGGGUGAAGAGCGAGCAGCAGAGCUCUCUCGUCUGACUGGCAUGUUUAUUCUGAGACGGACGCAGGAGAUCAUCAAUCGCUACCUGCCUCCUCGUCUCGACUGGACGUUGUUCUGCGACCCGGCCCCUCUUCAGCGAGAGCUGUACAAGCAACUCCUCUGCCACAGGGUCUUCAGAGCCUGCCUUCAGGGCUCCAUGCAAACUCACACACACCUUGCCUGCAUCACUGCACUGAAAAAGCUUUGUAACCAUCCUGCUCUGCUCCACUCUACUGUAAAGGAAAGAACAGACUCUGAUUCAGUGGAGAGCACUUUAUACGAAGGCUUGGUAGAGCUCUUCCCAGAAUCCUACUCUUCAGGUGGAUUCAACACCACCGACUCUGGAAAACUCAUGGUUCUGUCGGACCUGCUGGCCGCCAUCAGACAACUCAGCCCUUCAGACAGAGUCGUCUUAGUGUCCAACUAUACCAAGACACUUGACUUGCUCCAGGACUUGUGUGUACACAUGGGCUACACUUUCUGCAGACUUGAUGGGCAGACCCCCACCAGCCAGAGACAGCGGCUGGUUGACACUUUUAACAGUCCCUACUCUCAGAACUUCCUGUUUCUGUUGAGCUCCAAAGCAGGAGGCGUGGGACUUAAUCUGGUGGGUGCUUCCCAUCUGGUGCUGUAUGAUAUCGACUGGAACCCUGCCAAUGACAUUCAAGCCAUGGCGCGCGUCUGGAGAGAUGGACAAAAGAAGACUGUGCACAUCUAUCGUCUGCUCACAGCAGGCACUAUUGAGGAGCGUAUAUUCCAGAGACAGGUGUCCAAACAGGGCCUUUCUGGGACAGUGGUUGACCUGGGCAAAGGGGCGGAGCACACCAGCUUCUCCACCAGUGACCUGCGAGAUCUUUUCAGCCUGACAGAAACACCUUCUUUAACACACGACCUGUUGAACUGCAGCUGCAGCAUGGACGGUUCAGUCCAGGCUGCAGUAGAGGAGGACGAGGAGGUUCCUGAUAGGCCAUGCCAGCUCGGUCGCCAUAGUGACCGUGGGGGGGUGGCACAGAAGCAUCUCAGCAUGUCCGAGCUGAUGCGCUGGAGACAUUUCUCGGGUGACACACAAACCUUCUCAGACCCCUACCUCGAUCACGCACGAGACCACAUCACCUUCGCCUUCCAGACCACCAUCUCUCACACAACUCAGUAAACACAGAUUACUCUCUAGAUAUGGAACACACACACACACACACACACACACACAUAUAUUUCUUCUACAUGUUUGUUUGAGGAUCUCUGGGCUUUGUCUGCAGCCUGACUACAAAAUAUCACUCUUAUACAGUGUACACUGCCAACAGCAGUAAUACUGUUUCCAACAGUUUGAGUGUGUGUGUGUGUGUGUGUGUGUGUGUGUGUGAAAGAGAGAGAGAGAUACUGCAUAUUGACUUGGACAUUUUCUUCAUUUAUUCAAAAACAAAGUGAAAAACAUCAUUAUAUAAAUGAAAUUCAAAAGGAAUGUGUGUAAUAAACAAGCUUUUAAGAAGGA